This is a messenger RNA of Balaenoptera ricei (Rice's whale), 1823 nucleotides long. RefSeq names its product JunB proto-oncogene, AP-1 transcription factor subunit (gene JUNB). Lineage: Eukaryota; Metazoa; Chordata; Mammalia; Artiodactyla; Balaenopteridae. The coding region runs from base 279 to 1322 and encodes 347 amino acids. The transcript has a single exon. Gene Ontology annotation, biological process: regulation of transcription by RNA polymerase II; regulation of cell cycle; regulation of cell population proliferation. The record is from RefSeq and is a predicted model, not a curated record. Gene Ontology annotation, cellular component: transcription regulator complex. Gene Ontology annotation, molecular function: transcription factor binding; RNA polymerase II cis-regulatory region sequence-specific DNA binding; DNA-binding transcription factor activity, RNA polymerase II-specific.
UUGAGCGCGUCCAGGCCAGCAUCGGAGCCAACGGGGAGCGGGGAGCAAGGGGGACGCAACACGAAGAAGGCGAGUGCGCCAGAGGUGGGCAGAGGGGCUAGAGAAACCGCACAGAGCUUCCGUGCACAGCCGCCUGCUGGCCUCUCUCGGCCCGUACAGGCCCCCGGGAACGCGCGUACAGACACCUGGUCCAGCCACCUCCGCGGACUGCGCGCGUCUAGCCGCAGCGAGGCCCGGGGCGGCCCCGCAGGGACCCUCAGACCGCCCGGGCCGCCCGGAUGUGCACUAAAAUGGAACAGCCCUUCUACCACGACGACUCAUACGCAGCGGCCGGAUACGGCCGGACCCCGGGCGGCCUCUCUCUACACGACUACAAACUCUUGAAACCCAGCCUGGCGCUCAACCUGGCCGACCCCUACCGAAAUCUUAAAGCACCAGGAGCGCGGGGCCCCGGCCCAGAGGGCAGCGGUGGCGGCAGCUACUUUUCCAGCCAGGGCUCGGACACCGGCGCGUCGCUCAAGCUCGCCUCAUCGGAGCUGGAGCGCCUGAUCGUCCCCAACAGCAACGGCGUGAUCACGACGACGCCCACGCCCCCGGGACAGUACUUUUACCCCCGCGGGGGUGGCAGUGGUGGAGGUGCGGGGAGCGCAGGGGGCGGCGUCACCGAGGAGCAGGAAGGCUUCGCCGACGGCUUUGUAAAAGCCCUGGACGACCUGCACAAGAUGAACCACGUGACGCCCCCCAACGUGUCCCUGGGCGCCAGCGGGGGGCCCCCGGCCGGGCCCGGGGGCGUAUAUGCCGGCCCGGAGCCGCCUCCCGUCUACACCAACCUCAGCAGCUAUUCUCCAGCCUCUGCGACCUCCGGAGGAGCCGGGGCCACCGUCGGGACUGGGAGCUCGUACCCGACGGCCACCAUCAGCUACCUCCCACACGCGCCGCCCUUCGCCGGCGGUCACCCGGCUCAGCUGGGCCUGGGCCGCGGCGCCUCCACCUUCAAGGAGGAACCGCAGACCGUGCCUGAGGCGCGCAGCCGCGACGCCACGCCGCCGGUGUCCCCCAUCAACAUGGAAGACCAGGAGCGCAUCAAAGUAGAGCGCAAGCGGCUGCGGAACCGGCUGGCGGCCACCAAGUGCCGGAAGCGGAAGCUGGAGCGCAUCGCGCGCCUGGAGGACAAGGUGAAGACACUCAAGGCCGAGAACGCGGGGCUGUCCAGCACUGCCGGCCUCCUCCGCGAGCAGGUGGCCCAGCUCAAACAGAAGGUCAUGACCCACGUCAGCAACGGCUGCCAGCUACUGCUUGGGGUCAAGGGACACGCCUUCUGAGCGCCCACCUAUCCCCCGUACAGACAUUUUCCCAACCUGGACGGCUGGGCGCACGCCUCCCAUGGGGCGAGGGGGCAGGCGGUGGGCACCGACCCCGGGGCCUGGGGGCGCCACAAACCACACUGGACUCCUGCCCGCCCGCUCUGCGGCCAGUCCUUCCACCUCGACGUUUACAAGCCCCCCUUCCACGUUUUUUGUGUUUUUUUUUUUUUGUAUUUUUUUUUCUGCUGGACUCAAUUCAUAUUGAAUAUAAUAUAUUUGUGUAUUUAACAGGGAGGGGAGGAGGGGGUGAUUGCGGCGGAGCUGGCCCCGCCGACCGGUACUCAAGCCCUCGGAGAUACUGGGGAGGGGACCCCCGCCCCCUGCCCUCCCCCCCUCUGCACCGUACUGUGGGGAAGAAACGCGCAGAAUUUAUUUUAAGAUGUGUUUGUGUGUGUGCGUUUGUUGUUCUUACUUUUUAUUGAAUCUAUUUAAGUAAAAAAAAAAAAGGUUCUUUAUUAA